Messenger RNA from Artibeus jamaicensis (Jamaican fruit-eating bat), 5470 nucleotides. RefSeq names its product ubiquitin protein ligase E3B (gene UBE3B). Gene Ontology annotation, molecular function: protein binding; ubiquitin protein ligase activity. The transcript is spliced from 28 exons. The record is from RefSeq and is a predicted model, not a curated record. Lineage: Eukaryota; Metazoa; Chordata; Mammalia; Chiroptera; Phyllostomidae. Bases 386 to 3595 code for a protein of 1069 amino acids. Gene Ontology annotation, biological process: ubiquitin-dependent protein catabolic process; protein polyubiquitination.
UUCAGCUUCCAGAUAGGAGGAAAAGAUUCAAAGGUUGUCAUUCCCGGGCGGAGAAGCUCUGCGGAACUGUCGUUGGCCGGAACUGGAUAGUUGUUGCUCGGCGGAUCUCUAAGAAGGAACACCCGGGGCAAGAUGGCGGUGGAGUCUUGGUCGCUGCCCCGGGUCUAUCAGCGCUCAGGUAUAUUCGGUUGAGGCGACAGUAUCUGCGGCUCCGACCCCGAGCGCUGGGACCUCGAACGGGAAAAGGUCUACGUCCUACCGAGAAGAGAAGCUCCACUGAAGUGAGAAGCUGCCCCUGGCGGUGAGUCCCCUGCAAGACCACCGAUGAUCGCUUGGCACUUCCUCGACCCAGGCAGGCCCUCAGGGUUUGUGCAAGUGUGCAGACAUGUUCACCGUUUCUCAGACCUCGAGAGCGUGGUUCAUCGACAGAGCCCGUCAGGCUCGCGAGGAGAGGCUUGUGCAGAAGGAGCGGGAGCGUGCAGCCGUCGGGAUUCAGGCCCAUGUCCGGAGUUUUCUCUGUCGGAGUCGACUGCAGAGAGAAAUCAGGAGAGAGAUCGAUGAGUUUUUUAAAGCAGAUGAUUCUGGGGCCAGUAAAAGAAGUGCACUGUGUAUAUUUAAGAUUGCCAGGAAACUGCUGUUCUUGUUCAGAAUUAAAGAGGAUAAUGAGAGAUUUGAAAAGUUGUGUCGCUGCAUCCUGAGCAGUAUGGAUGCUGAGAAUGAACCCAAAGUGUGGUAUGUGUCCCUGGCUCUUUCCAAGGAUCUCACCCUCUUGUGGAUUAAACAGAUCAAGGACAUUCUCUGGUAUUGCUGUGAGUUUCUUAAGCAGCUCAAGCCUGAAAUCUUACAAGACUCCAAACUCGUCACACUGUACCUCACGAUGCUUGUCACCUUCACAGACACUUCAACAUGGAAAAUUUUCCGGGGAAAAGGUGAGAGUCUUCGACCAGCCAUGAACCACAUUUGUGCAAAUAUAAUGGGACAUCUCAACCAGCGAGGGUUUUAUUCUGUGCUGCAGAUACUGUUAACCCGUGGUCUGGCGAGAUCCCGGCCUUGUCUGUCCAAAAGCACUUUAACUGCAGCCUUUUCUCUCGCGUUGCGCCCUGUGGUUGCCGCACAGUUCUCAGACAACCUGAUCCGGCCGUUCCUCAUACACAUCAUGUCUGUGCCUGCUCUCGUGACCCACCUUGGCACAGUGACCCCUGAGCGCCUCACGGUUUUGGAAUCGCACGAUUUGCUCCGUAAAUUCAUCACGUUUUUAAGAGAUAAAGAUCGAUGCCGUGAUGUCUGUGAAAGUUUGGAAGGAUGCCACACGCUUUGUCUGAUGGGCAACCUCCUGCACUUGGGCUCCCUCAGCCCCAGGGUGCUGGAGGAGGAGGCGGACGGGUUUGUGAGCUUGCUCACCCAGAUGCUGUGCUACUGCCAGAAGUACGUGUCCCAGAAGAAAUCCAACCUGACGCACUGGCACCCUGUCCUUGGCUGGUUCUCCCAAUCCGUGGACUAUGGCCUUAACGAGUCGAUGCCCUUGAUCACCAAACAGCUGCAGUUCCUGUGGGGGGUGCCUCUGAUCCGGAUCUUCUUCAGUGACAUCCUGAGCAAGAAGCUGCUGGAGAACCAGGAGCUGGCGGCCCACGUGCAGCCGACAUCCCCGCAGAACGUGCUUCCCAUGAAGAAUCUCCUGAAGCGCGCGUUUCAGAAGUCUGCGUCAGUGCGGAACAUUCUCAAGCCCGUCGGGGGUAAGCGCGUCGACUCUGCGGAGGUACAGAAGGUCUGCAGCAUCUGCGUCCUCUACCAGACCUCGCUGACAACUCUGACGCAGAUCCGCCUGCAGAUUCUCACAGGUCUCACCUACCUUGAUGACCUGCUGCCCAAACUGUGGGCGUUCAUCUGCGAGCUGGGGCCCCAUGGAGGGUUAAAGCUCUUCUUGGAAUGCCUCAACAACGACACUGAAGAGUCGAAGCAGCUCUUGGCCAUGCUGAUGCUGUUCUGUGACUGCUCCCGGCACCUCGUCACGAUUCUUGAUGACAUUGAAGUUUAUGAAGAGCAAAUCUCAUUCAAACUGGAAGAGCUGGUCACCAUCUCCUCCUUUCUGAACUCCUUCGUGUUCAAGAUGAUCUGGGAUGGAAUCGUAGAGAACGCCAAGGGCGAGGCCCUGGAGCUGUUCCAGUCUGUCCACGGGUGGCUGAUGGUGCUGUACGAGCGGGACUGUCGGCGGCGCUUCGCCUCCGAGGACCACUGGUUGCGCAAGGAUCUCAAACCUAGUGUGCUCUUCCAAGAACUGGACAAGGACCGAAAACGGGCACAGCUGAUCCUGCAGUACAUCCCUCACGUCAUUCCACACAAAAACAGGGUUCUCCUGUUCCGCAACAUGGUUACCAAGGAGAAGGAGAAACUGGGGCUUGUGGAAACCAGCUCUGCCUCCCCUCACGUCACUCACAUUACUAUCCGCCGGUCCCGGAUGUUGGAGGACGGCUACGAGCAGCUCCGGCAGCUCUCCCAGCACGCCAUGAAGGGCGUGAUCCGCGUGAAGUUCGUCAAUGACCUGGGGGUGGAUGAGGCGGGAAUUGACCAGGACGGCGUUUUCAAGGAGUUCUUGGAAGAGAUCAUCAAGAGGGUGUUUGACCCGGCACUCAACCUGUUCAAGACCACCAACGGGGACGAGAGACUCUACCCUUCGCCCACAUCUUACAUUCACGAGAAUUACCUGCAGCUCUUUGAGUUUGUGGGCAAGAUGCUGGGGAAGGCUGUGUAUGAGGGAAUUGUGGUGGACGUGCCCUUCGCGUCCUUCUUCCUGAGCCAGCUGCUCGGGCACCACCACAGCGUCUUCUACAGCUCUGUGGACGAGCUGCCGUCCCUGGACUCCGAGUUCUACAAGAACCUCACUUCCAUUAAGCGCUACGAUGGGGACAUCGCGGACCUGGGCCUGACGCUGUCCUACGAUGAGGACGUCAUGGGACAGCUCGUUUGCCAUGAACUGGUUCCUGGGGGGAAGACCAUUCCUGUUACAAAUGAAAAUAAAAUUAGCUACAUCCAUCUGAUGGCGCAUUUUCGAAUGCACACGCAAAUCAAAAACCAGACAGCUGCCCUCAUUAGCGGAUUCCGUUCUAUUAUCAAACCCGAGUGGAUCCGGAUGUUCUCAACCCCUGAGCUACAGCGUCUCAUCUCCGGUGACAAUGCUGAGAUUGAUCUGGAAGAUUUAAAGAAGCACACGGUGUACUACGGCGGUUUCCAUGGGAGUCACAGGGUCAUCAUCUGGCUCUGGGACAUUCUGGCCUCCGACUUCACGCCCAGCGAGCGAGCCAUGUUUCUGAAGUUUGUGACCAGCUGCUCCAGACCCCCGCUCCUGGGCUUUGCCUACCUCAAGCCUCCUUUCUCCAUUCGCUGUGUCGAAGUGUCAGAUGACCAGGACACCGGGGACACCCUGGGCAGCGUCCUGCGGGGCUUCUUCACCAUCCGCAAGCGGGAGCCUGGGGGCCGUCUGCCCACCUCCUCCACCUGCUUCAACCUGCUCAAGCUGCCCAACUACAGCAAGAAAAGCGUCCUCCGAGAGAAGCUGCGCUAUGCCAUCAGCAUGAACACGGGCUUCGAGCUGUCCUAGCUCCCGGCCCUGGCCGCCUGCCCUCACGGACCCCUGGCCUCCCCAGGACCUUCGGCUCCAGGAGGCGGCAUUCCCCUGGGAGUGUCCGUGACACUGGGUGGCCCCCAGACCUUGUCUAUAGCCAUGAGACGCCCCUGUGGCCUCAGGAACUUUGGAUGCACAUGUGGACGCUGCACAACACUCUCCAGGUGACGCUAAUGGGCAGGGGUGUCGGAGAUAAACCUCCAGGUUCCGCCAUCUUGGGUCCUUUCCUCCCACAUCCCGGCCUGAAGCCCAGGCCUGUGACUGCAGAGGGGCCUGUCUUUUGGUAGUUGGGUCUUUUGUGAGUCUCUCUUUCCUCAACUUCCUGAGUGAGCUGUGUGUGGACCAGGCCCAGGCGCUCCAAGGCUCCGGGGUGGUUUCCAUGACGGGCCUGAGGGCACGAAGCCUGGUUUGCGUGAGACACUCUCCUUCCCUCUCUGAAAACUACUCAGGUAAGGCCUUGCCCAGCCUCUAUGCACCCAGCACAGCCUCUGCCUCCGCCCCACCCCCAGCAGCCUCUCUCCAGCUGGCCAAGUCCACCCGCUCCCCAGGGAAGCCGAGGCGCCAGCAGGGGAGGCCAGGAGCACAGGAAGCCACAGGCAGCCCCUCCCCAGCUCUCGCCUCGGAGACCCUGAGCCCUCAGCAGGCCCGGCUGCCAGGAGCCUCCCCUGGCUCAUUCCGCGUGCUCACGCUGGCACCCUGGGUUUGCCAGGGGAGACCUGCUGGCCCUCAGAGCAGCUGCGCUUCUAGAAGGCGCUGUCUGUUCCCGAGGAGCAGCUAGCUGCCUUCCCCCUGCCCGUUCGCCCCUGGUUACCUAGGGAGGAACAAACGUUAGCUGAAGGCACCCGUCCCGUCUCCAUAGACUGUACAAUCCCGAGAGCCUUGGCCUCGCACCCGCCCUUCCUCAGCACAGGGGCCCCCGAGCCCUUUGCACUGACUCAGCUCAUGAGGCUCAGGAAACUCAUGGCCCUCUGAGUUGGUUUUCUUUGUCGUGGUGGUUUUUCUCAUGUUUACUUCACUUUACCUGUCUACCCAUUGUGCUCCCCUGUCCUCGUUCUCCACCUUCACCAGAGGACUUGACUCCAGGGCAUUGAGGCAGAGGCCGUGUUAGUGGCCUGUGUUGACAACCCAUCACCCCACCCAGCUCAUCACGCCCUUCAGCCUCCCACCACGGAGCCUGAAGCCGGGGGAAGCUCCAUGGAGCCGCCCUCUCCCAAGCAGCUGAGCACCUUCCAGCAGGAGCCGUCCUGUGUCUGUGGCCCCUGUAAGAGGGCGGGUGCCGGGUGCCAGGGUCCGUCUGCACCCGAGCCUGGCUGUGUGAGUGCCCCUGGCUUCUGGAGAAUAGACUGCGUGUUUUUAUUUUGGUGACAAGACAGCAAGGAAUUUAAGGACAGGCGGGAAUUUACUAUUUAAGAGUUAUUAGUAACCUCUGAUUUUGUGAUUUGCUGCUCUCUAUAAAUGCCCAGUGCCUCCUGCGCUCGCGUGUGUGUGCGCCACGCAGGUUUGCGCGUGCACGUGGAGCCUGUGUGACCGUCGGCCUGCGCACGGAGACGCGGUCCCGUCCCGAGUCUCGGUGCCUGGGAGCCGCCUGUGGGGCUGGGGAGACUGGUUUUGGAGCACCGACACCCACCGGCUUUGUUUUUUUGACGAGGGGGGCAGUUUGUGAUUUCAUUUAAGUUCUUCAGCAGCUGGAAACAUUGCACUACUUAAAACACUAAAUCUGUAGUCUCACAGCUGGUGUUCCGCAAAACCCGACGGCUCUUGAUGGCGCUAAAAAGUCGUGGGGUUUCUGUUUUCACAGAUAACUUACAGGCUAAACGCGAUCAAAGGCUUUAUUAAAUUUGUACUUCAGCA